AUGUCGACAGCCCGAAAUUCCGCUCUUAGGGUGCUCUUCUUCUUCACUGUCAUUAACCUCCUCUCCACAACCGCCGCCCAAACCGCCUCAUCAACAUACGGUGUCUUCUCCGCCUCCUCUUCCCCUCAAAGCAGCAACAACGACCCCAAUGGGUUCCCCUCCUCCUCCCCAAAUGACAAUCCAGAUACAGAAAACCCCGAAACAGCCGGCGCAUCCGGUUCCUCGCAAACCGCCAUUUCCCUCAGUACCGGCGACCAAAUCGCCAUCGGCGUGGUGGUCGGUCUAGUCGCCCUCAUCGGCAUGGGCUCCGCCAUCCUCUUCUACAUUGCCAAGAAGCGACAAUGGGAAGUGCGUGCCAGCCUGCGCCGAUCAGCGCGGCGCGUUACAACCGCCUUCAAAGCAAGGACGCCUGUGAAAGCGAACUUCUCAAGGAGGGACAGGGGAGGUGCUGUUAGGAUUGACCCGCCUUCACCAUCACAUGCACAGACCUCGAACAAGUCGAAGAGAAGCGGUGGGAUCUUGAAAGAAGCGAAAAGACCUGCCCCUGAAGGAAGGAGCGACAAUACCCGGAACAUGGAUCGUGACGUGGAGAAGGGAUUUGGGACGAAGACCAAGAUCGAGGCUGUGCCCAGGCUUACGUCUCCUUCACCACAGUCAUCUCGGCCAACGGGUCAGGCGCCCAAAAGUUCCUUCGAGAUGGACUCACCCUUGAAAGGAAACCGACCCGAUGCUGGGGUCGCGGGGAAGAAGGGUUACAAGGGUUGGAUGAAGAUGUUGGGGAGGAAGUGA
This is a messenger RNA of Endocarpon pusillum Z07020, 789 nucleotides long. RefSeq lists its product as uncharacterized. The transcript has a single exon. The record is from RefSeq and is a predicted model, not a curated record. The coding region runs from base 1 to 789 and encodes 262 amino acids. Lineage: Eukaryota; Fungi; Ascomycota; Eurotiomycetes; Verrucariales; Verrucariaceae.